AUGGAACCAGAAGAUACCCGAAAGCAGCUCGCCAAAUAUUGCGUCUUGCUUGAAGCUCUCCGGAUCCUCAUGGACGACGAUUACAACCAGACUGUUCAGAAUCGGCCCAUUCCACCAGGACUGCUGGGGCUACCGCGGCCCACCCCGGACAGGAGGAACGGCAUCCCCGAGACCUUCAAGGAGUUUCUCAACGCACUAGCAGAGAUACGCAGCAUUCAGGAGACAGAUGAGCGUGUGUUUCUGCAAUCCGAAGCAUACAAACAACUGUUGUGUACCGUCAUUGGAGACAAUAUCAUCAAGAUCAAGUAUUACCGAAAGCGGCUGGGAAAGGCCGUGAAGGAAUUCAUGGAAAGGUACCUCAAUGAGACACUCGAAAACAUUCUUCUUGAUAUCGAGGCCUCAAAGACAAAGUCAGGAACUGAUCGUCAAGAGUAUCGCGAUCUUAUUCUAAACUGCGGAGUCCUCAUUGGGCACGAGGAUAGACUCUUCAAAUGUUUACGCGAUGCAAACGUUGAGAUACCCGACUGCUGGGGUGCCAUUUUUCAUUACGCAGAAAGACUUCAGUCCUACCGUACCAGUGUCAGGGCCUUCUUCCAAGCCAGGACCGAGUACGAUGAAUUGUUUGCUAACCCUGUGGUUAACUUCGUCCCACCCAAAACUGCAAGGCAAGUACCAGUCGACUGGACUCUCCAAGAUCUCACCAACUACUUCAACAGGAGCGAAUACCGCAAGGAUCUCUGGAGCUCAGAGGACAUUAGGAAAGUGCACGCUGAGAUUCAAAGGCUCUUGGGCGAGUCGCGUGAGGGGAACGAAGUCGGAUUCCACCGCAUCGUCCAUGCGGAGGUCGCCCUAACACAUUGGUUCUACAGCGAGAGGCCCGGAAGCGGUAAUUUCUCUGAAAGCUCAGACACCAGCAAAUUCUUUUGCGACCACCGCUAUGUUGCGACGAGCAAGCCAUGCUGCCUCAUGUGCAAGCAAUUCUGUGAUUUGUACGUUGCUGGCAUAAGAUGCCGGCCGUUUCACACUAGGAUUUACGCAAGGUGGACUCUUCCAGACUUUGAAGAUUGUUAUACGAAGGAGGCCGAAGAGGAGCUACUGGGGAUAUACAUGUCAAUGGCUCAUAAGUUCGAGGAAAAUUGCUCUCUCAUCCUGGCCAAAUGUAAGCCCGAGUUCGCCAGAAGUUCGUUUGACGAAGAGGAGCAUUUCGACUACGACGAUUUCCGUAGGCGCACAUCUCUCGAGGAUUGA
Messenger RNA from Colletotrichum chrysophilum, 1248 nucleotides. RefSeq lists its product as uncharacterized. Bases 1 to 1248 code for a protein of 415 amino acids. The record is from RefSeq and is a predicted model, not a curated record. The transcript has 4 exons. NCBI's taxonomy places the organism in Eukaryota, Fungi, Ascomycota, Sordariomycetes, Glomerellales, Glomerellaceae.